CUUGCAGCUUUACUCCAGCGGAAUGAGUCGCUCCUCCGCGCAUGCGCCCUGGCACCUGUCAUCUCAGGGGUAUUCUCUCUCUUUCGCUCCGUUUCUGUCUCGUGCGAGACAGAGACCAGCACGCGGCUGAGGCUUUGAGAGCUCGCGCGCGCUGUCCCGGCUCCCCUGGACGGUUGGCAUUUUGUUGGAUUUUGUUGUCUAUUUCGCUUGGGAUUUUUAUGUAUUUCUAUUUGUGGCGGACUACCACACAGUGGUAAGCCCAGGAUCCAUCCCUGUCAAAACACUGUAACUCCAGACCGACUUUAGAGGAAAGCACACUAACGGGAGGACAAAAAAAAAAAGAAACCAAAGUGUUUGGAGCCGUGGCCCGUACCGACACAAACAGGCACAUGAGGAGCAGAAGCGGCGUGUCACCCACAUCCUGACGAGCAAGCUUGCUUCUGGACCCCCCCACCCCAGCCACCCGCCCACCUCCAGAAGUGGGCAGUAAGGACACAAGCGACGACUCCUCCUGCAGACAUGAGGUCCUUCCGUUCCUUCAGUAACGAUGACCGCCACGUAAUGGCGAAGCACUCCACCAUUUACCCUUCGUCUCAGGAGCUAGAGGCUGUUCAGACGCUGGUGUCCACUGUCGAGUGUGCCCUCAAACACGUCUCUGAUUGGCUGGAUCAAAGCAGCAGCAACACCCAGAACCAGUUUGACAGCCAACCAGAAGACAGCACAGAGGAAGACGACCCUGGCGUUGUUGAGCCCAGCGAAGCAGCUGAGGAAGCCGCUGAAGGCUACAGAGAGUCCAGCAGCAGUGGGCUGCUGUGUGGAGUGAUGAGGAUCGGUCUCGUGGCCAAAGGGCUCCUGAUCAAAGGCGACAUGGACCUGGAGCUGGUGCUGAUGUGCAGAGACAAGCCCACAGCAGCGCUGCUGGACACCGUCUGUCAGAAUCUGCCCACACAGAUCCAGAAGCUGACAGAGGAGAAAUAUGAGGUCACAAGCUCCUUGCCAGAAGCAGCCAUCUUGGUAAAAACCACAACAGAGCCCAAACUCACACUGAAGGUUACCCUCACUUCACCGGCGAUGAGGGAAGAUGACGAUGAAGAGGAGGAGGAGGAAGAGGAAGAGGAGGAAGAAGAGCUGGAGAACGGAGAGGAAGUCGGGGAGACAGUGGAGGAAGUGAAGGAGGAAAAGGAUGAACAUGAAAUAGAAAAUGGUCAAGUGUUGGGUGCUGCUGCGCAGAAAGUGGAGGCUGAGGAGGAGGAGGAGGAGGAGGGGGAGGUGCUGGAUAGACACAGAUGUCUCCUGGCCCUGGCAGCCCUGCGACACGCCAAGUGGUUCCAGGCUCGAGUGAACGGACUCAAGUCCUGUGUUAUCGUUCUCAGGAUACUUAGAGACAUGUGCAAUAGACACCCCAUCUGGGAACCUCUCAAAGGAUGGCCCUUAGAGCUAAUAUGUGAGAAAGCUAUUGCCACCUGCAACCGACCCCUGGGUGCAGGAGAAGCUCUGCGUCGAGUCAUGGAGUGUCUGGCCUCUGGCAUACUCCUACCAGGUGGCCCCGGCUUACAUGACCCAUGCGAGAAAGAGCCUACAGACACUCUAGCCAACAUGAACGACCAACAGGCCGAGGCUAUUACCUGCAGUGCACAGCAUUCUCUCAGACUCAUGGCGUUCGGACAAAUCUACAAGGUGCUGGAGAUGGAGCCUCUUCCUUCCAACAAACCAUCACAGAAAUAUCCCUGGUCUGAUAAAGAAGGUUUGGGGAUGAAGAGGCCUUAUGAGGACGGAGCCAUGGAUGACAAAGACCUCAUCAAGAAGAUGAAAAGAAACCUCAGAAAAGUUCUCGACAGUAAGGCCAUCGACUCCAACCAGCCAAUGAACGCUCUGAUGCGCUUGAACCAGAUCCGGCCGGGUCUGCAGUAUCGCCUGCUGUCCCAGUCGGGGCCAGUUCACGCUCCCGUGUUCACCAUGUCUGUGGACGUGGAUGGAAGCAACUAUGAAGCGUCCGGAUCCUCCAAAAAGACCGCCAAGCUUCAUGUCGCCGUCAAGGUUCUUCAGGCGAUGGGAUACCCGACAGGUUUCGACUCAGAUCUGGACCCCAUGAGCUCCGAUGAGAAGUCAGACGGCGAGGGGAAGAGCGACACGUCUUCACACACGAGCAAUAACCCAGCACACUCUCUGGACGGCUCCAACACGCUGGAGGUACGAACUCAGGGUCCCAUACUGACGGCGAGCGGGAAGAACCCCGUCAUGGAGUUAAACGAGAAAAGACGAGGCCUCAAAUACGAGCUCAUCUCUGAGAGCGGAGGAAGCCACGACAAACGCUUUGUGAUGGAGGUGGAGGUUGAUGGGCAGAAGUUUCGUGGGGCAGGCCCCAAUAAAAAGGUAGCAAAAGCUAGCGCUGCUUUAGCGGCUCUGGAAAAGCUCUUCUCCGGUCCCAACGCAGCCGCAAACAAGAAGAAGAAAAUCUUGCCUCAGACUAAAGGAGCUCUGGCUGCAGCAGCAGCAGCCUCAGCAGUAGCAGCCCAGGUAGCCAGAGGAAGAGGAAGAGCAGCGCUAGCAAGAGGAGCCUUCGUCAGCGCAGCUGCUCCUGGAUACGUCACACCAGGUUUCGGGACGCCGUACGGUUACAGCCCUGCUGCAGCAGCUGCUCCUGCAUAUGGCGGUCUGUUUAUUGACAAUCCUUUCUACCAGCCACGUACCAUCGCUCCUUUCAUCAUCCAUCUGGGUCCGCAGGAUCUCUUUUCUGACUUCUAAAGGCCGCCGUCUGGCGGACGCUCCUCACACUUAACCUGUUUGCAUAGGCAGGACAGCCGGCUGCAGGCGGGCCCCUUUUUCCCUUCACCCGUCCUUCCAAGCGGGACGCCUUUCUAUCCAGACUGCCGGAUUGGCUCACCGAUUCAGUUUCGCUUGGAUUACCCCCCCCCCCCCAGAUAAACUUAUCUGACCUUCUGACCGGAGCUCAGCUCGCACUUCUCUCUGGCGAGAUGACCGUCCUCCGAAGGGAGCAACUUUACAAAAGCAAUACUCGGGAUUUUACGAGGAACGCUCAGCUGGGGUUCUGCAAGAACAGGCUGAGCUUUAGUCUUUCUUAUAGCAAUACACCUGAACUGGUCUCUUUGAGCUCCUUUACUUGAGAAGAUGUGAAUGUCCAACAAAGUUUAUCUCAAACAGCGCAUUGCAAUAGUUAAUUAUGAUUGUAUAUUCCCUGUAUGUGUGUAUGUGUUGCUACAAUAUGACUAUAUACCUAAAUACGGUGUAUUUCUAUAACGUGUUAAUUAUAUAUGAUGAUGUACUUAUGUAAAUAGCCUAUAAAGUAUAACUAUUGUUGUUACAAAUUAUUUUAAAUGAUGAAUUGAUAUGUAACUGUUAUAUCACAGUAUAGCUUUCUUCCAAUUUUCUAUACACUGAGCAAUUGAAGCUAGUUCUAGAUGAUGCAAUAUUAUCUUUGGUAUUCAUAUUAACCUGUGCUCGUGAAUAUUAAUGCUUCCUUCCUUCUUUCCUUCCUCCUCUUCCCUCUUGUCUUUGAUGUCCUUCUGAGCACGCUCUCUGCUUCCCGGGGCUCGUUUUGGCAGCCCAGAACCAGAUCUCCUCAUGCCCCAUCCCACUUUCUCCUGUCACAAAAGCACAUUUUCUAUAAGCUUCACUGCUGGCAGGGAAAACUCUUCUUACAAGGUCUGUGUGUUUUAGCGUGUAUGAUCUGUAACCCCGCCCCCCCACGGUUAAUGGACACCCAGCUAUCAGCCGUCAUCUUUCCCAUCCUGCUUGCCUUAUACGCCGUCCACAUCUACAGCUUUUCUGCUUUUCACACACACAUUUCUACAAACAGCACAAUCUAUUGGUUAUACAUGCAGAGAGCCAGACAGGCCUGGUGGAGGAGGAGGAGGAGGAGGGACUGACUUCAGAUUCUGAGCAGUUAUGAUGCUUUCAAGCUCGGAUUAAAAGAUUGAGGCCCAAUCCCUCAUCUUGGCCCCGCGAUGCCUUACCUAAUUUCAAAUACUGCAGCGGUUCUUGCAGGUUUACACUGUUCCGUGCACGGCACACGCUGAAUGUACGUCGUACCGGACGCGUCCAGGAUGCCAGUAAGCGCUAAUCUGAUUAAUGUUUUGAUUGUAUUUGGCGAUAUCAGCAGAAGCUGGUCUGCAGCCUCGACGUAUCUCCCUGAAAGCUCUCACAUUUCCAUCCUUUUAGCAGAGGCGAGAUGUCAGUCAGGAGAGGCGCGAUCGAACGGGCCGCGCCUCCGAAAGGCUUUGAUUCUCCUGGUACUCGACUCGGUCUGAGCGCCAGCUUGAUCUGCGGAGCUUUGAUUCAGCCGGAGUGACAUCCGAGAAAGAGGCGGCAGACGCCUUCAGACUCCAUAUUCCUGAAGCAAAAAGCAAACGCGAGUUUGAUUUCUGUGACACUGAUGAGCCGAUAUCAGAUGAUGAAUUGUUGCAGCACUCUUUGAGAAGCUGAAUUUGAUGUGCAAAAUAUUGAAACAGCCUCCAUUACAUAGUUAUUACACCAUCUGACAUUUUUAUGUAGGGAAAGCACGCGCCAGUUAAUAGUAGAUAUUUCUCCUGGUUUUUACCCAACAGGAAAAUAUCCGAAUUUUGACUCUAUUCUAGCGAUAGCGGUGAAUACAGACCUUCUCUUUCAGCUCAGAAUUCCCUCAACAUCCUCUUUUGACCCCCCAUCUCAGAUUAAUAAGACAGACAGUCAGACCUCAGCGAGCAACCUUUUCAUUUCCCUUCAGUCGGAGCAGACAUUCAGAAGGAGUCGCCCUAACGGUUGACCCCGUCACCCCGGUGUGCUGCCGGUAGGAUCGCGUGCAGAAGGCAAGCACGGUCAUUGUGAGGACGCUCUGAUGGGAAUGUGAAGGAUGUCCUUCAUUUUAGAGUUUAUUGAACGAAAUAAUUCCCUUUCAAUCCCCCAAUACUGUUUGAAAUUGAGAAAGAAAACAAUUUUUAUUUAAAAAAAAAAGAAUAAAUUAAGGUGAAAAAGUUAUGUUUGUGGGCAGGAAUUAACCCUAUAACAUCAGAGCUCCAGUGUUUAUGUUCUUUGAUUUACUGUAACUUUUCAGGCAUUAACACGAUCAACAUAAUUCCAGUAGAUUGUAAAGGAGAAAAGCGGCUUUUCUCCUUUACAAUCUACUGGAAUCAUGUUGAUUGUGUUAAUCGUUGUAAAAUAUCAGUAUGUUAAAGAUUUAAGAACCUUCUUUGAGUCAUAAAUUCCGUUUCAACAAUUUUCAAGUCAAAAAACUUUAUUAGUCCACUAGAAGGAUACAGAAAACAAAAUACAUGCAGCAUUUUUAAAAAAGAAAAUUUGUAAUUUUAGUUUGAAGGGCCUCAGUAAGAUCCAAAUCUACAGUUUUGGUUAUUUUACUUUAAUCCAGGUUGAUUUAAUAAUCCUAGGAUUUAUCCAAAUUCCUUCACUACUUAUUGUGGAUUUCCAAAAUUGAGUGUUGAUGCUCAGUAUAUUUAUAAAUAUAGACCACAAUCCAUUGCGUUCAAACAUUUUUUUUAUGUUAAAAAAAAGUCUUUUAAUUGUUUUUUCUCCAGGUUUUCACCAUAAAUAGUAUUUGUAAAAUGUUUAUAUUUAUUAGAUUGUUCUUUUGGGAUAUUGGCCUUCCAAAAAAAAAAAAAAAAAAGUAGUGAGUUACGGUGCUUUGAAAAUCCAGGGCACUAGAUAUUCCCACACAAGAGUUUUAGUAGUUAUGACAGGGGUGGGCAAAACUAUUUAAUCUGACCUGCCAAACUGGAAUAUAAUGAUUUUAUUUCCUUUUAUUAAUGUAAUUUUUCCCUGUAGUUCACAUGUCUCCCACAGAUGGCGCACUACAUAUAAAUUGAACUUUAUUCAGGUGCAGGAAGUUAUUCUACAUUCAUGUAUUGUUGGAAGAUUUGUUGUUUUUCUGAUAUUCAUGUGUGAUUUCCAAGUCGGUUUUCCGAUUUUUCCAAAACCACAUGAACGUAGCAUUUCUCUAAGUUUGAGUUUUUCUCUGAAGGAAAUCAAUCCAUUGGUGAAAACUAGAAAAAAAGCAACAGUUUUUAAAUAAAAACUCAAAAAUCUAAGUAAUUUUCAGUCAAGAUAAAGGCAUGAUUUGUCCAGAUCGUGUGUUAUUUCUUUCUUUUACGAGGUGAAUUACCAAAACAAAUCUUUCCGUCUUUCAAAUUUAACAACCCUUUGUGGCCCACGAUUAAGAAAAUUUGUCCACCCCUGAGUUAGGAAGUAGCGAAGAAAUUCAGGCAUAAUCUUUAAAAAUUGUCCUCACAUUUAGAGGCGUAGAGGAUGUGAUGGUCGGCUUCAGAGAUGCUCUGCUUUUACCUCCUAACCACCAGGAAAGCGUGGAAACGGUCUGGGAACCGCCAUGUGAGGCGUGAUCGACCCUGACAGAAGGGCCCGUGAUCUUCCCAGUUCUCACUCUGCCUCCACAGUUUUCCCAACACUGCCUCGUGGCUUGUGUGGAACAAAAACUUCACCUCUAGAUCUACAAGCACAAAAACAUGAACACAAACAACACACUCACACACUGUACUCAGGGCCACCUGACACACACACCUGAACACAAGUGAGCACACUCCAACCACAUGUGUAUAUGUUUCACAUCCAGGCACAGUGCAUGGCAUUGUGAGCGGUCAGAUGGUGUUUAAGGAUUUGAGCCAUGAGUUGAGGGGAACGCCACUCUAUGUCAUUUUCACAGCGCUUCAUGAGGGGCCGCCUGUAGCAUAAAAAAAAGGGAGCAGUGCUGUCGUCAAAACCCUUCGAUCCCGUUUUGUGUCGAGUAGAGUUGAAAGAAAAGGUUUUCUCAUCUGCAGGGAGGGAUUUAUUCAGACACCAAAGACUAAAUUUCACUCGUGUGAUCAAUCUGCAACCUCAGAGGUGGAACGGAGGACAGGAUCUGAUGACCCCAAAUCUGCUUUUGUGCAAACUGCUGCAGAUUCUGAAGGAAAGCCGUGCUCAGGUUUAGGGUCAGAUGGCGAGGCGGGGGGGCACUAAAUUUGUCCAGAAGCAGCUGGAGAAUAGCUCGAGAAAACACUCAGGAGCUUCAUCAGCGAGUGGACCUGAGGUCUGCGGAGCAGAAAUAGAUCCCGGCUCGCGUUUCAACUGAGGUAGCAAAGUUAACUAGACUUAACUGCUGAACGCAUGGCUUUCUCUGCAUGUGUGUGCAUCUGUGGAGGGCGAGAGGGACGGGGGGUGGGGGGGCGUUCAGCAUCCAUAUGCACACACAUACACACAAUGCUGCAGUUGCACUGAGCAUGUAGUUGCAUAGUUCUUGGUCAUGGUGCACUGAUUGUUGAAGCCCUCCUGAUAACUGAUCAAAAGCAUUUUGGUUGGGAAUGUACACUGUUGCUAUAGUGAUUGUUGAUUAGAAUGUAUUUACUCAUAGAGUAAACGUGCUUUUUUUGUAGAGAAGCAUAUAGACUAAAAUAUAUAUGGUUAAACACAUAUAUAUCUAUAUACACUAUAUAUCUUUUGAGCUGCCUGUCUGUGUGAGGAUUAUUUUGAGUGCAUUUACAUUGUUAAUAUUAUUUCCUUUUUUGUUAUUUUUUUCAAAGAAAAAUUCAUUGAUGCUGUUUUGACAAAAGUAGCUGCUUUUAUGUGUUUUUGCUUUUUCUGUAAAUACUGUUUUUUGUUUUUUUUUAUUUUCGACUAAAGAGGAUUUAAAAGAUACAAUUUUAAGAUGCUGCCUAUUUAUGACAUUUAUGCCGUGAUAUCUGUUCACAGACGCUGCAUUCAUUAUUAAAGUUCUGAAAUGUGUUCGGCCGAGGCCGUUAAAGAGGAACGAUGAAGGUUGUUUUUCCAGCGGCUUCCGUUAUUGUUUGAUCAGCAGCAACAGCCUGCGGCGGUCACCGUUCCUGUCAUGACGAAUGCCUGAUGAGCAGAAAAAAUAAAACGGAGAAAGUG
This is a messenger RNA of Oryzias melastigma (Indian medaka), 7872 nucleotides long. Its product is annotated as spermatid perinuclear RNA binding protein. The transcript has 19 exons. The coding region runs from base 520 to 2745 and encodes 741 amino acids. Gene Ontology annotation, molecular function: single-stranded RNA binding; double-stranded RNA binding. Lineage: Eukaryota; Metazoa; Chordata; Actinopteri; Beloniformes; Adrianichthyidae. Gene Ontology annotation, cellular component: precatalytic spliceosome. The record is from RefSeq and is a predicted model, not a curated record.